AUGAAAUCCUUCACAACCCUUGCUGUGAGUCUCCUGGCCUCUUUCUCCGUCACCAGCGCCGCUCCAAUCGAUGCCGAAGUCGACGCACCUACAUCGGAGCUUGUCGUCCGACAGAUUGGCGGAGGCCCAGGCCGAUCAGAGGUCGGCACCAGCUGGAGCCGCACAUGGCCGGAUACCAAAAUCAAGCAACCCUUCAACUUCGACGCCAUCCCUCGCGGAGGUUGCGCGUACGAUGUAGUCUUCCAGCGGGACCCGCAGGAUACGAAAUAUGAGCUGGCGUAUUAUUCCUUGUUUGGCGAGGGAGAAGUUGAGACUCAAGAGGAGAAGAUUCCCAAAGUCCUGCAGUAUCAAGGCGCCAUUGAUGCCCAAGGUUUUCAAACGUACUAUGCUUACAUCGAGGAUGCUUGCUCGACCUUUUUCACUGCGCGUCCGCCGCCGCGGCGUCUGAAGGUGUACUUCACCCCGAAGAGAGGACAAGGUACCAGGGGUUAUAUCUCUCCUAAAUUCUACUAG
Dissoconium aciculare CBS 342.82 is the source of this 513-nucleotide messenger RNA. RefSeq lists its product as uncharacterized. The transcript is spliced from 2 exons. NCBI's taxonomy places the organism in Eukaryota, Fungi, Ascomycota, Dothideomycetes, Mycosphaerellales, Dissoconiaceae. The record is from RefSeq and is a predicted model, not a curated record. The coding region runs from base 1 to 513 and encodes 170 amino acids.